Messenger RNA from Salvelinus fontinalis (brook trout), 4036 nucleotides. Its product is annotated as interphotoreceptor matrix proteoglycan 1-like. The transcript is spliced from 16 exons. The record is from RefSeq and is a predicted model, not a curated record. Bases 479 to 4036 code for a protein of 1185 amino acids. Gene Ontology annotation, biological process: visual perception. Lineage: Eukaryota; Metazoa; Chordata; Actinopteri; Salmoniformes; Salmonidae.
CACUGACUGGAGACUAUAGGGCCGUAAGUCGAUGGGCCCUGCUGACUGACGGACAGAUGAGGCUCCAUAAGGGCCCUAACAGGAUGAGGCUAGGCCACCACCACGUGGCCAGGGAGGGAUUACGCUGAGCGAGCAGAAGGUAAACAGAUUAUUCCCGAAAUGGAGCUUGCUUUUUGAAUUUCGUCACCAUUGUCACACUUAUACCGACAGUGGAGUAACUUGGAGUUCCUUUCCAAGCCCCCUCACCUUGGCACCUUUAUCAAUCCUUCACCCAGGUCUGCAGGGAUCAUUGACUGACUCAACGAUCAAACCAGGAUUCUAACUCCAGGAUUCUAACUCCAUCUGCUAAAACAUAACUGGAGCCAAGACAAUAGUAAUACAUUUUUCCUCAUGGACUCAAGAUAAAGUUUUUCAGCGACUUUCCUUUUGUUUCCAAAUGAAAACUUUUUGGCUCUGAAAGGACCUAAACUAGUCCAUCAUGCAUUUGAGAACGGGACUGUUCAUCACCCUAUUUCUCUUUACCCUUGCAGCCCCUCGAAUCAAAGACCUACAGGUCCAAGACUUGUUUGGAAUCCGAGAUGUCAAAUACAAACACUUCCUAGAGAGUCUAAGACCAGUCAAACACACCACCAAUGUCAAAAUGAUAAAGGACCUGGACAGGCACCGGACGAAGAGGUCGACGUUCUUCACCACGGGGGUGAAAAUAUGUCCUCAAGAGAAGAUGAAGGAGGUAAUCUCCAACCAUCGGGCCUACUACAAACUUAGAGUUUGUCAGGAAGCAAUAUGGGAGGCCUUCCGUAUCUUCAUGGACAGGGUUCCUAACUCCGAGGAGUACAAACACUGGACCUACGCCUGCCAGCAUGGCUCUCUCUGUCUGGAUGAGGUGGCCAGGAACUUCAGUAGUACCCAGGAACACAUUGACAUGGUGGCCAGAAGAGUUGCUGAACAGGAGAAGAUCCAGAAAGAAAGCCCAAACAACUUGGGUGACAGGAUGAUCAUGAUAACAGAGAUUCCAAACAUUGUACCAGAUGAGGAGGUUAUUGAGGAGCAGGUAGUGGAGUUCAGUGUCACCAUAGCUGACCCUGGCUACAGUGAACUUCUUCUGAGAGACCCUGCAGCUCCCCAGUACCAUGACAUCACACGCAAUCUCCACGAUACGAUGGUUCACGUUUUUGACAAACUUCCUGGGUAUAAAGAUCUUCGUGUUUUGGGAUUUCGAUCUGAUGAUGUGUCAGUCCGCUAUGCUGUGGUGUUUGAGACGAAUGGAGAAGACCAUGACACAGAAUCUAGACCCACUCUAGAACCAGGCACAGGGACAGUUGUUUACACAAACGGGCACAGACUGAAGGAUCUGGUUUCCAAGGCCUUGAGCGAAGAGACAUCCCUGCCUGUGGACAUACAAACACUCAGUUUUGAACCUGAUCCCACUGUUUCUCUACGUGAUGAGUUGGAAGCGACUACCUUGGAGACCUUGCUAGAGGAGGUUGUUGGGCACACUGAAGGUUUCUUACCAACUGUUGCUGUCGGAGAGGAAUUUCUUAAAGCUUUUACAGACACACCUGAGGAACUCACUGUUGUGCCUUUAGGUGACUCAGUUACUGUUCUUCUCACUGAGGCUACCACUGCCUCCCCUGCCAUUGAAGUAACCCCCAAUUCUCCCCCAGAGGAACUUAGUGAGAGUUCUCCCUCAGAAGAAGUAGAGUUGCCUCCAGUGGCGGCUACAGAUGAGAUGCUUGAGGUAGAGGCGCCUGCAGUGGAUGUUACAGAGGAGACGACUGAGGUAGAGGAGCCUGCAGUGGAUGUUACAGAGGAGACGACUGAGGUAGAGGAGCCUGCAGUGGAUGUUACAGAGGAGACGACUGAGGUAGAGGAACCUGCAGUAGAUGUUACAGAGGAGACGAUUGCGGUCAAGGAGCCUCCAGUGGAUGUUACAGAGGAGACGAUUAAGCUGGAAGCUACAGAGAGGACGCUUGAUGUAGAGGAGACCGCAGUGGAUGUUACAGAGGAGACCUUUAAAGUAGAGGAGCCUCCAGUGGAUGUUACAGAGGAGACCUUUAAAGUAGAGGAGCCUCCAGUGGAUGUUACAGAGGAGACGAUUGAGGUAGAGGAGCCGGUGGAUAUUACAGAGGAGACGAUUGAGGUAGAGGCUACAGAGGGGACGCUUGAUGUAGAGGAGCCUGCAGUGGAUUCUACAGAGAAGACGAUUGAUAUAGAGGAGACUGGGGAUGGAACAGAGGACUACCUUUGGGUUAAGCCACCAUUUACAACUCUGGCGGCCAUUAUGGAACAGCCUGUCACUAAGGAGAUACUUGGUCUAGAGGAGACUGUGGAUGCGACAGAGGACUACCUUUGGGUUUGGCCACCAGUUACAAGAACGGUUGUUACAGAACAACCUACCACCGAAAUGAUUACUCUCUUCCCCCCUGAGGAAGAUGCUGAGGAGACCCUCCCAACUGUUGAACCUAAGGAAGAUGAAGGACCCACAACUACUGAGGCGGCUUUAGAGGAGCAACCAGACGGAGACAAUCAAAUGAUCACCACUACAGCAUCUCUACACGUAGAACCUGCAUCCAUCGAAACAUUCACCUCUGCUACACAAUCACCAAACAUGCCUUUAUCUGAGGAUGAUGUCAUCCAAGCAGAGCCUGAGGAAGUCCCCUCAGCAAAUAUUCCCCCUGGACCUUCAGAAGGAUGGGACACUCUCCAAAAAGAGGAACCACUUGAGACGGACGUGGAUAUCUCUAAUGACUCAGACAUGCAGAAGGAUGUAGAAAAGGUAGAGGACGGUACAGAAGCCGCCAAUACGCUGGACGAGUUUGGCAGUGGAUUAGAAGGCCCAUUUGAGUCCACCGCACCCCCAGCACUCACACACAUGAACACUCCUUUAAUGGCCAGUACUGGAAAAGCCAAAGAAAUGGUGGUGUUCUUUAGUUUGCGAGUCACUAACAUGAUGUUUUCAGAGGACCUGUUCAACAAAAGCUCUCCUGAGUACAGGUCAUUGGAGAAUACCUUUCUUCAGCUGAACCAGUUCUCUGAGCCCAGAGACUCGCCAAAUCCUGGAGCCAGUAAAUCUGGGACUGGGAGACAGAGGACGUUAGCUUCAAUACCGCUUCUCCCAUAUCUGCAAUCUAAUUUGACAGGAUUUAAGCAAUUGGAAAUCCUCAACUUCAGGAACGGUAGUGUUGUGGUGAACAGCAAGAUGAAAGUAGAAAAAGAUGUGCCACAUAACCUGACACAGGCCGUUCACUGUGUGCUAGAAGACUUCUGCAACGCUGCAUCCAAACGACUAGACAUUGAGAUUGACAGUCGCUACCUGGACAUAGAACCUGCUGACCAAGCAGAUCCCUGCAAGUUCUUGGCCUGCAAUGAGUUCUCCCAAUGUGUGGUAAACAGUUGGACCCAGGAGGCUGAGUGUUUGUGUGACCCUGGCUACAGCACUACGGACGGUCUGCCCUGCCAGAGCAUUUGUAACUUGGAGGAAGAAUACUGCUUCAACGGGGGCCUUUGUGACAUCAUCCAGGGUCAUGGAGCCACCUGCAGAUGUCCUGUAGGGAAAUACUGGCACUAUCACGGAGAGCGCUGCAAUGAGCUGGUGUCGCUGCCUGUAGAUCCAGCCAUUUUCAUAGCCUGCCUGGUGGGAAGCCUCACCUUGGUUUGUGCCAUCAUAGGCAUCUUGGUAUUCAUAAACAAGAAAUGUUUUGGGAACCGAAAGACUGUGACUUUGGUGCAUACAAUUGCUCCCUAUGCCUUUGAGAACACAUUGAGAGUGAACCCUGUUUUUGAAAAUGACGAUGGCAUCUUAACUCAAGUAUCCAGCAUAAGUACACCAGCACCCUCGAGUAGUGGUGCUGGUUCUUCCCAAACAUCCGAGCAAGAAGGUUUUCGCGCUAUUGAAAAUAUACAUCUAAGUAUUGAGAUCCCCAGACAGCUCUACACAACCAGACCCGACAAGCUAGUCUCUGAAAUGGUAGAUUUCCAUCACUGUAUACCACACAACGAGGUAGGGGCGAAAAUUCUGAUCUUGGGCUCAGUUUGA